AUGCCGUCCUUUUUUGCCUGGGCCUUCCGGUUUUACAUCAAAUGGAUUCUCCGGUCCAAGACUGUUAUGUCCAAUGCUACCGCCAUGCGAAAGGCCCUACACAGUCUCUACAUCCGCCCGCAAAGCUUCAGCCCGCCCACGAACCUCGGAAACAACAUCUUUAUCGAUCGUGUCGACUUGAAUGCCUGGCCUCUCUACCGCGUGUCAGCGGUAGGUCGAGGGUCAUCAUCAAAUCAGCGUAAUGACCAAAAGCGCGAUGCUAUGGUCUACAUCCAUGGCGGCUCCUUCUUCCAUGACAUUGCCUCACUGCACUGGCAAUUCAUCGCCCAGGUAGCAUGUGAAACCAACCUUGACGUCUUGGUUCCAAUUUACCCGCUCCUUCCUCGACCAGUCUCCAGCGCCGCACAGAUCAACAAGGGACUUAUCGAGAUCUGCCGCAAGUCCGAGCAGCCUAUCGUCUGCAUCGGUGGCGACUCCGCUGGUGGCAUGCUAUCCAUCGCUAUGGCGCAACAGCUUCAGAAAACAGCACCCGAGCUAGCGGCACGCUUGCGAUGCCUUGUCCUUAUCUCACCAGUCCUCGACUGCUCGCUCAGCCAUCCGGAGGUUGUGCGUUUGGAGAAGGACGACCCGUGGCUUGGGAUUGAGGGGCUAGAGGUGCUCAUGCCGAUGCUAGCAGAUGGGCUCCCUAUGAAUGACCCAAUAGUAAGCCCUCUGUACGGCGAUACUGACAACUUGCCCCCCAUCAUCAUGACGAGCGGGACGAGUGAUAUGCUGUGCGCGGACGCGCGGCGGUUAAGCGGCAAGUUCCAAGGCAAGGGCACAGAAGAGCCUGUGCCUGGAAGUUUUCAUAAUGAGAAGCUCACGUUUAUCGAGAAGGCUGAUAUGAUACAUGUAUAUGCACUUCUGCGAAACCCAGAGGGAGCAGAGGCACGGGAGCUAAUUAUGCAUUUUAUCAACAAGUAUUAA
Molecule: messenger RNA, 966 nt
Organism: Thyridium curvatum
Lineage: Eukaryota; Fungi; Ascomycota; Sordariomycetes; Thyridiales; Thyridiaceae
Exons: 1
Coding region: 1-966 (321 amino acids)
Molecular function (GO): hydrolase activity
Source: RefSeq, a predicted model, not a curated record